Beta vulgaris subsp. vulgaris (sugar beet) is the source of this 1463-nucleotide messenger RNA. RefSeq names its product cysteine synthase, chloroplastic/chromoplastic. The coding region runs from base 75 to 1232 and encodes 385 amino acids. Lineage: Eukaryota; Viridiplantae; Streptophyta; Magnoliopsida; Caryophyllales; Amaranthaceae. The transcript has 10 exons. Gene Ontology annotation, cellular component: cytoplasm. Gene Ontology annotation, molecular function: cysteine synthase activity. The record is from RefSeq and is a predicted model, not a curated record. Gene Ontology annotation, biological process: double fertilization forming a zygote and endosperm; pollen tube growth.
GACAAGCAUCUCAAAUACUGUAGAAUAUAAAAUACAGAUUAGACAAAGUGAGAGAGAGAGAGAGAGGAUAGAGAAUGAGAGCAAUGGCAUCUUUGGUCAAUAACUCCUAUGCCGCGCUCAGCAGUUCCAAAGUGGAGCUCCGAGAAGUGAGGAACCUUGCCAACUUCCGAGUUGGACCUCCAUCAUCGUUCAGCUGCAGAAACCACAAAAGGGUGUCUUCCUCUUUCGUCUGCAAGGCUGUCUCUGCUGCGCCUCAGUCUGCCAUUGAAGGCCUUAACAUCGCUGAAGAUGUUUCUCAGUUAAUUGGGAAAACUCCACUUGUGUAUCUCAACAAUGUUGUAAAUGGAUCAGUUGCAAGCAUUGCUGCAAAACUUGAGAGCAUGGAGCCUUGCUGCAGUGUCAAGGAUAGAAUUGGCUACAGUAUGGUUGAUGAUGCUGAGCAGAAAGGAGCUAUCACACCUGGAAAGACGACCCUGGUGGAACCCACGAGUGGAAACACAGGAAUAGGUCUUGCAUUUAUAGCUGCUGCAAGAGGAUACAAGCUUAUCUUGACUAUGCCAGCUUCUAUGAGUAUGGAAAGGAGAGUUAUCUUGAAAGCAUUUGGAGCUGAGUUGAUCUUGACUGACCCAGCUAAGGGUAUGAAAGGAGCAGUUGAGAUAGCUGAAGAAAUCUUGAGGAAAACUCCUAAUUCCUACAUGCUUCAACAGUUUGACAACCCCGCAAAUCCCAAGAUCCAUUAUGAGACAACAGGUCCUGAGAUCUGGGAAGACACAAAAGGCAAAGUGGACAUUUUUGUUGCAGGCAUUGGAACAGGAGGGACAAUAUCUGGAGUUGGUCGAUAUCUCAAAGAGCGCAAUCCUGAUGUAAAGGUCAUUGGUAUAGAACCUACAGAAAGCAACAUACUUUCAGGUGGAAAGCCUGGUCCGCACAAGAUUCAAGGACUUGGAGCUGGUUUUGUCCCCAGGAAUCUAGAUUUGGGUGUGGUUGAUGAAGUUAUAGAGGUAUCUAGUGAUGAAUCCGUUGAAAUGGCAAAGCAAUUGGCAAUGAAAGAAGGCUUGUUGGUUGGCAUUUCCUCUGGAGCAGCAGCCGCAGCUGCAGUCAAGAUUGGUAAAAGACCUGAAAAUGCAGGAAAACUGAUAGUUGUUGUGUUUCCUAGCUUUGGUGAGCGUUACCUAUCAUCUGUCUUGUUCCAAUCUAUUCGGGAGGAAUGUGAAAACAUGAAGCCAGUAUAAAGACAACUUGGGCAUUGGUACUCAUGGUUUUGCUCAGUCUUAAUGAUAACAAAUAGACUUCGGCUGCCCAUCAAUCUUUAGAUUUUGUGCUCAUUUUCAGGUUUUGGCUCUUCCUUUCUUGUCGCGGUUUUGAAUGCCAAUUGGAUACUUAGAACCCAGAAUGAUCUAUGUUUUCUCAAUUUAUUUGUUAAAAUAUCAAUAAAAUAUGCAGAGCAAAUGAUGAUUUUAUUA